Messenger RNA from Trifolium pratense (red clover), 886 nucleotides. Its product is annotated as 60S ribosomal protein L15-1. Gene Ontology annotation, molecular function: RNA binding; structural constituent of ribosome. Bases 105 to 719 code for a protein of 204 amino acids. Gene Ontology annotation, biological process: cytoplasmic translation. The transcript is spliced from 4 exons. The record is from RefSeq and is a predicted model, not a curated record. Gene Ontology annotation, cellular component: ribosome; cytosolic large ribosomal subunit. NCBI's taxonomy places the organism in Eukaryota, Viridiplantae, Streptophyta, Magnoliopsida, Fabales, Fabaceae.
AACUGUAUAAACAAACCUUUUUCGUCCUACAUAUACAUUCAGAAACCCUAAAAACAAAACCUCUUGUGUGUGCUGCGCUUCACUCUCCCUCCUAUCAAGCAAAAAUGGGUGCAUACAAGUAUGUUUCCGAGUUAUGGCGCAAGAAACAAUCAGAUGUGAUGGGAUUCGUGCAGCGUGUUAGGUGCUGGGAGUAUCGUCAACAAUCUUCCAUUGUUCGUCUCACCAGGCCUACUCGUCCUGACAAAGCUCGCCGUUUGGGUUACAAGGCCAAACAGGGAUAUGUUAUUUACCGUGUUCGCGUCCGUAGAGGUGGCCGAAAGAGGCCAGUUUCCAAGGGUAUUGUUUAUGGUAAACCAACCAACCAGGGAGUUACCCAACUCAAGUUUCAGAGGAGUAAAAGGUCAGUUGCUGAGGAGCGUGCUGGACGUAAGCUUGGUGGACUCAGGGUUCUCAACUCCUACUGGGUCAAUGAGGAUUCCACCUUCAAAUAUUUUGAGGUCAUUUUGGUUGAUGUUGCACACAGUGCUAUAAGAAAUGACCCAAGAAUCAACUGGCUCAACAAUCCUGUCCACAAUCACAGGGAACUUCGUGGCCUCACCUCUGCUGGGAAAGAAAACAGAGGUUUGCGUGGCAAGGGGCAUCGACACCACAAAGCUCGUCCAUCCCGCAGGGCCAACUGGAAGAGAAACAAUACCCUUUCUCUUCGUCGCUACCGUUGAUUUUGCCGCUGUUAUUUUGUUUUGCUUCAUAGCUGGAUAUUCUGCUUGCACUUUAGACUGUGGAAUUGUCGGUUUUGUAUUGUUGAUUUCCGCUUCCAGAAACUCAUUUAGUCCUUUAAUAUAUGAUUUUUGUUGGAGAGAUUAAUGACAAUAUUUUAGUUUAUCUA